AUGGCUUCAGGUACAGCAUAUCGGUGCAAGAGGCCACCCUACGAUGUCCUUCAGUUCUAUCUGAGCAGCGACAGUUACAAACUAUACAAAGCUCCACCCAAUAAACCUUUAAACUCCAGUGCAAGGGCUACACCUUUCAUCUAUCAGCUUCCAGUUGAAAUACUCCACUCCAUACUUCUCAAUCUUGACCUACGCAGCAUCCCUAUGCUGUGUCGAUUCUGUCAUCCAUGGUCUCGAACAUGUCCCGGUUUUGAUCCCCUUCUCUACUUGCCCACUUUUACACGCUCAUGCUAUAAACGUAGUUACCUUCGACCAGAAUAUGAAUUGGCACGAGUAGCUGAUAUCAGAUCGCUCCCAGUUAUUUACAAUAUUGAACCGCUCCGAUGCCGCUUGGCUGAUAUUACUCAACCAAAAGCCCUGGGGAUACAGAUUCAUGGACAAAGUUACCAAUGUCGUGUUCAGCAAUGGAAAAGGAAACAGCGUCAAGGGAUCCAUGCCGGACGCCCUAGACCGCGGUCUGCUCCUACUUCCCUGGUUGUAGACGAGGGAGUUUCAUGGAGGAUGCAGGCCACAGUUGCAUUUCCAUACUGGGAUUACCGGACACAGACAUUGGAGCCAGGUACCUACUGCACCUAUCACUGGGAGGAGGGUAAGGCGGAUGAUUGGAGACGUAUGGAGACGAUUUGGGAUCUACACUCCCCCAGCAGAGAAGCCUAUUAUCGAGCAUUCUUGGAGGCUGAUAUACCUCAGUAUUUCUUAUAUUGUCCAGCAGCAGGGUAUGAGCGCAACAUUUAA
This is a messenger RNA of Aspergillus pseudonomiae, 795 nucleotides long. Its product is annotated as F-box protein. The record is from RefSeq and is a predicted model, not a curated record. The coding region runs from base 1 to 795 and encodes 264 amino acids. Lineage: Eukaryota; Fungi; Ascomycota; Eurotiomycetes; Eurotiales; Aspergillaceae. Gene Ontology annotation, molecular function: protein binding. The transcript has 5 exons.